AUGAAGGACAAAAAAAUCUGCAGCACUUCAGGCUCUAGUUCCUGCCUUUCAGCCUCCUAUCAAAAAGCUACAAAGAAAGUACCAGAAAUGAGUGAACAGGCAGUGAAAUAUGUAGACUUGAAAUUUAACUCUCCUUCUGAGCAACAGAAGAAACAAAGACCAAAGAACACCAGGGCCAAAGGUUCUUCUGCUCCAUCUUCUCAGUGGAUGCUCAUUAUAGUGAUUCUUGGGAUCUUCUGCUUGGCUUUGCUGACAGCAGUGGGUUUCUUGAGUGCCAAAGUUUUUCAGGUCUCUGAUCCACCAUGUGGACAGCUGGGAAACCUCACGACAGAAAGGGAAAUUUUCCAAGGUGAGAAUGCAAACCUACCAUAGGUUUUGAAUGGAAAUGAUAUAGGAUGGAAGUCUCUUUGCCAAGAACAUUGGUUUCAACGUGGAAAGAAAUGCUACCUCUUUUCUACUGAAUACAAAUCUUGGCUGGAGAGUCGAGAGGCCUGCUCUUUUCAUGGCUCCAGACUCCUUGUGAUAGAAGGCAAAGAAGAGCUGGCUUUCAUAAACCCACUGGCAACUUUUCACUGGAUAGGAUUAUCACGUGGCAAGACCUACAGAUCCUGGAUGUGGGGAAAUGGCACAGCUCUCUCCACUGAUUGGUUUCCAGUAAAGAAAGGAUACAUGGAUGGGGACUGUGCAGUUGUCAGAGGUGGAGGGCUCUUCUCUGAUGACUGCAAAGAUAAAAAGCGCUAUAUUUGUGAGCAGUCAGCUCUUUUGGUGAAACCUGACAUAUCACACAAUGGAACUUGA
Messenger RNA from Chelonoidis abingdonii (Abingdon island giant tortoise), 798 nucleotides. Lineage: Eukaryota; Metazoa; Chordata; Testudines; Testudinidae. The record is from RefSeq and is a predicted model, not a curated record.